Molecule: messenger RNA, 336 nt
Organism: Trichosurus vulpecula (common brushtail)
Lineage: Eukaryota; Metazoa; Chordata; Mammalia; Diprotodontia; Phalangeridae
Product: ubiquitin-like
Exons: 1
Coding region: 1-336 (111 amino acids)
Biological process (GO): translation; modification-dependent protein catabolic process; protein ubiquitination
Cellular component (GO): nucleus; ribosome; cytoplasm
Molecular function (GO): protein tag activity; structural constituent of ribosome; ubiquitin protein ligase binding
Source: RefSeq, a predicted model, not a curated record
AUGCAGAUCUUUGUGAAGACCCUGAUGGGCAAGACCAUCCCGCUUGAGGUCGAACCCAGUGAUACUAUUGAGAAUGUCAAAGCCAAAAUCCAGGACAAGAAAGGUAUCCCACCAGACCAACAACGUCUGAUUUUUGCUGGAAAACAGCUAGAAGAUGGCCGAACCCUCUCUGACUACAACAUCCAGAAAGAGUCCACUCUGCACUUGGUGCUGCGUCUUCGAGGGGGCAUCAUUGAGCCUUCUCUUCGCCAGCUGGCCCAGAAGUACAACUGUGACAAAAUGAUCUGCCUCAAGUGUUAUGCCCACCUGCACCCCCUGGGCUGUAAACUGCUCUAA